Molecule: messenger RNA, 2396 nt
Organism: Sycon ciliatum
Lineage: Eukaryota; Metazoa; Porifera; Calcarea; Leucosolenida; Sycettidae
Product: protein mono-ADP-ribosyltransferase PARP3-like
Exons: 11
Coding region: 269-2056 (595 amino acids)
Biological process (GO): protein poly-ADP-ribosylation; double-strand break repair
Cellular component (GO): site of double-strand break; nucleolus
Molecular function (GO): NAD+-protein mono-ADP-ribosyltransferase activity; NAD+ poly-ADP-ribosyltransferase activity
Source: RefSeq, a predicted model, not a curated record
UGUCCGAAUAGACCUAACUAUUACUCACGAGCUUGAUGGAUUAGGUACUUGCUUCUGAGUCUUUCGUGACUCCUACCUGUCCAAAAUCUUGGCGGGCUCAUGUCGUACUGGUAGUUAGUUUGACGUGAUCAGUAAAAUAUAAAGCAGAUGCCGAUUAUAAAAGAGCUAAACACGUGGUUCGCGGCCCACUUUGCUUCUGUGCAUCGCUUCGGCUUCUCCUCUCCGCCCAUCUAGAUUGAUUGUCUUCCUCGGCUCCCCACCAACAGCCAUGCCGAAGAGAAAGGCCGCAGCGCAGGCAUCUGCCGAGCCAGAAACUCCCGAUUAUGCGAAAAUGACCUUGCCCCAAUUAAAACAGGCUCUCGCUGAGAAAAAACUGCCCGUGUCCGGAAAAAAAGCUGAGUUGGUCUCUCGGCUUGAGGGUGCUGCAUCGAGCGCAGCUGCUACUGACACCAGCGCGCCACCAGCGAAGAAGGCCAAGAAGGAACCCAAGAAGAAGGCGGUGAAAGCUGAACCUGAAGCCAAGCCCGAAAGUGCUGCCAGCAAAGCCGUUGCUUCACUGAAAUCUGUAACGGAUGGUGCAGCGAAAAAGAAGAAGAAGCGCAGUCCGAAAGUGGACCCGCAAGUCUUUGGCAGCUGGGAAGUUGUCGAUGACUUCGCUUGUAUGCUUAACCAGACGAACAUCGGCCACAACAAUAAUAAGUACUACGUCAUCCAACUUCUGAAGAGUACCGGCGGUUUUGUUGUCCGGUACAAUGUCUUCACGCGCUGGGGAAGAGUGGGUGAGCGUGGCGACCAGAAGUAUCUUGGCCCAUUCAGCGGACUGGACGAUGCUGAGAAGGAGUUUUGCAAGAAGUUUAGCUCCAAGACCAGCAACCAAUGGAAGAACCGGGAGAAGUUUGUCCCCAAGGCUGGAAAGUACACCAUGCUGGAGAUGGAGGAAGACAGCGAUGACGACCAGGCUGGCCGUCUCGCCUCCAUGGAUCAGACAGACGGUCCGAUUGCAACAAAGAAGACCGCAGCAUGCAAGCUUGACGAUUCCACGCAGAAACUGAUCAAAUUCAUCUUUGACGAGGACAUGUUCAAAGAAGCCAUGAAGGGUCUAGAAAUUGAUACGAAAAAGCUACCUCUUGGCAAGCUGAGCAAGACUCAGGUUCUGCAUGGAUUUGAGGUGCUGGAAAAGAUCGAGAAGAAACUCAAUGGCGAGAAGAUGUCGGAGUCGCUGCAGGAUCUCUCCUCUCUCUUCUACACGAGAGUUCCUCAUGACUUUGGCCGUCAACGUCCACCAGUGAUUUCCAACCAGGUAGUGCUACAGGCCAAGAUGGACAUGUUGAUGGUUCUGGCUGACAUUGAGAUGGCGCAGACAAUGCAGACCGAAGUGAAGAAGGAGGAGGCUGCGGAACUCCCACAUCCUCUGGACGAGAAGUAUGGUACACUCAAGGCCAGGCUGACUUCUCUAAAAAAGAGCGAUCCAAACUACAAGGUGCUUGAGACCUACAUGAAGUCAACACAAGGCUACAGGAAGCUGGAGAUCCAGGACGUGUUUGAAGUGGACCGUGAGGAAGAGGGAAAGCGGUUCUCCGCUCAUGACGGCUUGAAGAACCGUCGCCUUUUGUGGCACGGCACGAAUGUCGCCGUGGUAGCUGCAAUCUUGAAGACCGGUCUGCGAAUCAUGCCACACUCCGGCGGCAGAGUUGGCAAAGGAAUGUAUUUCGCCUCGGAAAACAGCAAGUCUGCAGGCUACGUGCGGUGCGCGCGCAACACUGGCAUCAUGUUCUUGGUGGAGGUGGCUCUCGGCGAGGAGCACCACAUCAGCCGUGAUGACUGGACACUGACCAAGCCACCAAGUGGCAAGGACUGCAUCAUUGCUAAGGGACACACUGAGCCCGAUCCCACCAAGGAUACAAAGAUAACACUCGGUGGCAAGCCAGUGGCUGUCCCGCAAGGGCCUCCACAGCAACAGUCCAUGUGGUCGGGCAGUAGCUUCUCCCAGAGCGAGUAUCUUGUCUACCAGGAGAGUCAGGCUCGCAUUCGCUACAUGCUGAAGAUUAAGUUCUGAACGCGAGCCGCAUACCGCUGCCGUGCUGGCGCCUGCGCUAUCGCGGCGGCCAUGGUCGCAGCUGCCAAUAUAUUAGUCUCGCUUUCAAACAAGUUCCUGGACAAUCUUCUCCAAGUACUCGGUAGAUAGCUGCUGGUACUGCUGGUGAUAGUUGUUUGCAAUUACUUGUUCUGCUGCUACUGCUGCUGCUUUGAGACGGUCUGUACAGUUCGCAUGUACAAACUGAAUCAAGUUGGCAUAGUAUUUUUUAUAGAUAUUUUCUAAUUCUCUGUUAGGUUUGUUUCAAUGCCAGAGAAUCAUUUGACCGUACUUCCCGCUACAUAACCCUGUGAGUAAAUUA